This is a messenger RNA of Epinephelus lanceolatus (giant grouper), 1615 nucleotides long. It is a transcript of the gene c9h9orf78, whose product is annotated as chromosome 9 C9orf78 homolog. NCBI's taxonomy places the organism in Eukaryota, Metazoa, Chordata, Actinopteri, Perciformes, Serranidae. Gene Ontology annotation, cellular component: spliceosomal complex. Gene Ontology annotation, biological process: mRNA splicing, via spliceosome. The record is from RefSeq and is a predicted model, not a curated record.
GUUCACCCCCUCGAAAUCAAACCAUCUGCUAUCGUCAAACGUAGUCGUGCUAAAGCUAAGAAAUAACAUUAUCAAGCUGCAUUAAAAAUGCCGUGUGGCAGAAACUUUAGGCGGAGAAAGGACUCGUCAGAUGUAGAGGAGGAUGAGACAACCGAAGAAGUCAGAUCUAAAGUGGAGGAGGCUAAAGAGCUUCAGAGUUUACGGAAACGACAGACCGGAGUCAGUGUGACAGCCCUGUUGGUCGGGGAGAAACUGCCACCAGAGGCUGAAAUUGAUAAUGAUCCUUUUAAACUGAAGACUGGAGGCGUUGUAGACAUGAAGAAAGUCAAAGACAGGAAUAGGGACAUGACUGAAGAGGAGACGGAUCUGAACCUGGGCACCUCCUUUUCUGCUGAAACUAACAGAAGAGACGAGGAUGCAGACAUGAUGAAAUACAUUGAGACAGAGCUGAAGAAGAAGAAGGGCUUGGUGGAGGCAGAGGAACAGAAAGUUAAGGUGAAGAAUGCAGAAGAUCACCUGUAUGAGCUGCCUGAGAGCAUCCGAGUCAAUUCUGCCAAGAAGACAGAGGAGAUGUUGUCCAAUCAGAUGCUGAGCGGGAUCCCUGAAGUCGAUCUUGGUAUUGAUGCAAAGAUAAAGAACAUUAUCCAGACAGAGGAUGCAAAAGCCAAGCUUCUGGCAGAACAGAGGAACAAGAAAAAAGACCACGGCACAUCUUUUGUACCCACCAACAUCGCUGUUAACUACGUCCAACACAACCGCUUCUAUCAUGAGGAUGUGAACGCACCACAGAGGCACCACAGACACAGAGAGGAGCCCAAGGCCAGGCCACUGCGUGUGGGAGACACUGAGAAACCAGGUCCAGAGGCUUCGUCACCACCAAACUACCGCAAACGUCCAAACAACGAAAAAGCCACAGAUGACUACCAUUAUGAGAAGUUCAAGAAGAUGAACCGACGAUAUUGAGGAGCUGGAUACUUUUUUUAAGAAUGAGUUACUCAUGAGGAUUGAAGCCUCCAGCUGAGCCACGAAGAUUUGCAGACUGCUUCUCUCCCACAGCUAUUGAUUGGAGGAAUACCAAGACCCUUCAGUGUAGUAUUUUGUACAUAUUUUAAAAAGCUCCUUGUGGUUUUCUGUAUACAGAACAUUUGCUCUGUGGUGCGUUCUUCAUCAUCGAGGAAACCAUGUGGCUUUUAUGGCUCAGGAUUGUCUGAUAACCAAGGACCAGUCAAGGAAUACAGGAAUACCUUAAAGGGACAGUUCUUCCCAAAAAUCAAAAACACAUUUUCCUCUCACCUUUAGUGCUGUUUAUCACUCUAGAUUGUUUUGGUGUGAGUUGCAGAGGGCUGAAGAUAUUGGCCAUCUGCCUUCUCUCCAAGAUAAUGGAACCUGUGGUGUAGUGGUAGCAUUUUCCUGUAAGAACUGUCAACCGUUUGACCGUGCAGAAGGAAGAGUGCAUGGACUGCUUGUUCACGUAGCACCACUGAGUUAGCUAAUGUUGCAGCUCAGCCGAGGAGGACACCAUUAAUGUUUACAUCUCAAGCUGUCAUGAGCACAAGCCUCUUUUCUGAGAGGAGAUGCACUCUUCCUUCUGUGCUGUGAUGUUUGGCAGGUGUAG